Messenger RNA from Notechis scutatus (mainland tiger snake), 1520 nucleotides. The record is from RefSeq and is a predicted model, not a curated record. NCBI's taxonomy places the organism in Eukaryota, Metazoa, Chordata, Lepidosauria, Squamata, Elapidae.
UGAUCUGUAGUCAAACAAGGUUCCGACCUUUCGUUUCUUGCUGCUGGGGAAACGGGCCUUUUUAUUUAUUUAUGUAUUUUUAGCGAGAAAGCUUCUUCGGGUAUCUUGCAGUCUCUUUGGCUUGUCCCGCCGUCGGAAAGACUCUUGCACGUCAAUCCCGCUGUGAAAAGCGGGCCGAGUGGAGUAGGGGAAACGCCUGCGUGCAAAUCUAUUGCAAACAGAAUCUGCUGGCAGAGUUCGAAAGCGAAAGUAAACUUUCUCCGUGGAGGACAGCGACUAUGGCAGAAGAUAAACUUUCAAAAAUAUUUAUAAGUGAGACUGAACUACUGGAAGAACUAGAAAAAUGGAAGGAAAAGCUGGAAAAAAUUGAAAAGCAAAAGUCUGAAAUCCUUCUUUCAAAACUUGACCUUGAUGAGCAAAGAAAAAUGAAGCAAAAGGCUCUGGCAGAUCUACUAGCUCAAAGUAAUAAGCAGGCAACUGAAAGAAAGAAGAUACAGAAGAACCAACAGGAGCAACUUUUCUUAAUACAUGAGCAAAAUAAUAAGCUGAAAAAGGAAAUUGAAGUCCUUAAGAUGAAUCUGGCAACAAAGAAAGUGAAACGUGAAGAACUUAGAAGGAGUUUUUCGCUUCAGCAAUGCCUACUUAAAAAAAAAAUGAAGUUUGUGCACCUAGAGGAGGCCAAGGAUGAAGAUGACUGCACAAACAUGUCCUGCAGUUUUCACCUAGCUACAAAAAUCCCAUUCACAGUGAACCAAGGAGAGGCUCUCAUUCAGUUUGAAGAAGAAUCUGUUGCUCAGCAGCUGAUUAGAAAACAUAACCAUGUCAUCAACCUGGAAAAUAAGGAGGUUGCUUUGAAAGCCUACCCUGUUGCUUUGGCGAUGGGAACAGCAUUUAAGAUCCAUGUUAAGCUCUCUCAAAAGGUGAUUUAUGUUUCUAACAUCCCAAACGUAAACAUUGCUAAGGAGUGGAUGAGAGAGAAAUUGGAGCUCCUUUUCUACAAAGUGAAACUGGGUGAAAUUCAGUCAAUAUUAUAUGAUCCAUCCCUACAAGAGGCCAUUGUUACCUUUUGUCAGCCUAUAGCUCUUAAUAAAAUAAUAAGUUAUGGACAAUACAGUAUCAAUGUGUUUGGAAGGACUCAUUUUCUCAGUGUUUCACCCCUCAAAAAAAGCAAUGUGGAAAAAGUUCAGAUGUUUUCAGGGACUUCCAGGAAAGCUGUACUAUUAAUAGGAAUCGUUGCAGAACAGAAAGAUGAGAAUGUGGAAGACAUGAUUGAAAUUCACUUCCAGAAACCCAGCAAUGGAGGAGGUGAAGUGGAUCGAGUGACCUAUAUUCCCAAAGGAAUGAAAACUGCCUAUUUUGAGAUAGAUAAAGCGGAUUUUAUAUGAGAGUCUUGAAGAUGUGGACCAGGGGUCUUAAAUUUGCCAAGUUUGGAGGCCUCUGAUGGAGACUGUCUCAGCUUCCUACUAUGCCAAGAGUUUAAUAAUUGAAUACUAAACCUGCAGUUUUUUUAGGAGCGAAGC